AUGAAUCUCGAGGGAGUUCACAAUUUGCCAUUCCCGGACAAAAUCCGCUGGUUCUCGACGGAAAUACAUCGGCUGUGGCUACCUUGGGAAUCUGGACAUGCAGAGCUGGUAGUGCGACCCGAUCAUUUGUUGCAGGACUCGUUUGAGCUUGUAGGAGCGAUGAAGGCGUAUCAGUUGCGGCAGAGAUGUCGCGUGAUGUUUGACGGAAAACCGGCAUUGGAUGCAGUGGGAGACGAGCGAAGUUAUUGGAGUAACGCGAGCUCGGACUUGCUAAUUGGUGAUGAUCACUUGGCCUACUUUGAGUUCGCUGGUAGGCUCGUGGGUAAGGCGAUUCUCGAGGAGCAUUUAAUGUCGGUGCAUCUUGCGCUACCAUUCCUCAAACAUAUUCUGGGCGUACCGAUCUCUUUUUCCGACUUGCAAUUCUUCGACGAUGAGAUCUACAAUAGUGCUUUGAUGGUGAAAAAGAUCGAUGAUAUUGAACCGUUGUGUCUGGACUUUAUAGCCACUCGCGCUGUGGAUGGCCGAGUAGAAAUUGUAAAACUCGUCGAAGGCGGCGCCAGUAUCGACGUGACACGAGAAAAUCGCUUGCGCUACUUGGACGCUCUCUUCAAGUAUCAUGUGCUGGAAAGCGUGAGUGGCCAGCUGCUGUCGUUUCUUACGGCGCUAUACGACGUGGUGCCUGUAAGCUUGCUCAAGGUGUUCGACUACCAGGAGCUGGAGUUGCUUAUGUGCGGAGCGCCAUCGAUCAACGUCGAGGACUGGAAGAAACACACGGACUUCAAGUUAUAUUCACAAAACUUCCCCACGGAACUUGAGCUUAAUAAGAUUGAGUGGCUCUGGAAAGUCGUGGAAGAAUUGACGAACGAAGACCGCGUUCGCUUGUUGCAGUUCACGACAGGCACGUGCCGUUUUCUAGCGCAGGGGUUCAAGGGAUUGAUUAGCAGCGACGGUCGCGUGAGACUUCCUGUUCCCGAAAGCGCAUCCGUGUUUCACCGUUCGGAUCUGCGAAUCUACAACUCGAAACAAGUGCUGGCGGAAUACAUUAACCUGAUCGUACAGAUGGACAUCACUGGUUUUACGAUCGAGUGA
Hyaloperonospora brassicae is the source of this 1089-nucleotide messenger RNA. Lineage: Eukaryota; Oomycota; Peronosporomycetes; Peronosporales; Peronosporaceae. The record is from the annotation of a GenBank genome assembly.